This is a messenger RNA of Acomys russatus (golden spiny mouse), 3565 nucleotides long. RefSeq names its product sorting nexin 18 (gene Snx18). Gene Ontology annotation, cellular component: plasma membrane; cytoplasmic vesicle. Gene Ontology annotation, molecular function: phosphatidylinositol binding; protein binding. NCBI's taxonomy places the organism in Eukaryota, Metazoa, Chordata, Mammalia, Rodentia, Muridae. Gene Ontology annotation, biological process: protein transport; mitotic cell cycle; cleavage furrow formation. The transcript has 2 exons. The record is from RefSeq and is a predicted model, not a curated record. The coding region runs from base 125 to 1975 and encodes 616 amino acids.
GCGCGAGCCGAGCGGAGCGGGAGGCGGACCGCGCGCUGCUCUCAGAGCUCCCUUCGGCGUAUACAGGGGCGCGGGUACUGACCGCGGGGCCCACGGGCCGGCCCGGUGCGCCGGGCUCCGGACCAUGGCGCUGCGCGCCCGGGCGCUCUACGACUUCAGGUCCGAGAACCCCGGCGAGAUCUCGCUGCGGGAGCACGAGGUGUUGAGCCUGUGCAGCGAGCAGGACAUCGAGGGCUGGCUCGAAGGGGUCAACAGCCGUGGUGACCGCGGCCUCUUCCCGGCCUCGUACGUGCAGGUGAUCCGUGCGCCCGAGCCUGGCCCUCCGGCGGACGGCGGCUCCGGAGCUCCGGCCCGCUACGCCAACGUGCCGCCCGGCGGCUUCGAGCCUCUGCCCGCCGCGCCGCCCGCCGCCUUCCAGCCGCUGCUGCAACCACAGGCGCCGCCGAGUUCCUUCCAGCCUCUCGGCUCCGGCUUCCCGUACGGCGGGGGCGCCCUGCAGCCGUCGCCGCAGCAGCUGUACGGCGGUGGCUAUCAGGCCAGCCAGGGCAGCGACGAUGACUGGGACGACGAGUGGGACGACAGCUCCACGGUGGCCGACGAGCCGGGCGCGCUGGGCAGCGGCGCGUACCCGGACCUCGACGGCUCGUCGUCGGCGGGCGGAGGCGCGGCCGGCCGCUACCGCCUGUCCACACGCUCGGACCUGUCGCUGGGCUCACGCGGUGGCUCGGCGCCGCCGCCGCACCAGGCGUCGGGAGCCAAGAGCUCGGCCACGGUGAGCCGUAACCUCAAUCGCUUCUCCACCUUCGUCAAGUCGGGCGGGGAGGCCUUCGUGCUGGGCGAGGCGUCGGGCUUCGUGAAGGAUGGGGACAAGCUGUGUGUGGUGCUGGGACCCUACGGCCCCGAGUGGCAGGAGAACCCCUACCCCUUCCAGUGCACCAUCGACGACCCCACCAAGCAGACCAAGUUCAAGGGCAUGAAGAGCUACAUCUCUUACAAGCUGGUGCCCACGCAUACCCAGGUGCCCGUGCACAGGCGUUACAAGCACUUCGACUGGCUGUAUGCGCGCCUGGCCGAGAAGUUCCCUGUCAUCUCGGUGCCCCACCUGCCGGAGAAGCAGGCCACCGGGCGCUUCGAGGAGGACUUCAUCUCCAAGCGCAGGAAGGGCCUGAUCUGGUGGAUGAACCACAUGGCGAGCCAUCCUGUGCUGGCCCAGUGCGAUGUCUUCCAGCAUUUCCUGACCUGCCCCAGCAGCACAGACGAGAAGGCCUGGAAACAGGGUAAGCGGAAGGCCGAGAAGGAUGAGAUGGUUGGCGCCAACUUCUUCCUCACUCUGAGCACACCCCCUGCCGCCGCCCUGGACCUUCAGGAGGUGGAGAGCAAGAUUGAUGGCUUCAAGUGCUUCACCAAGAAGAUGGACGACAGCGCGCUGCAGCUCAACCACACUGCCAACGAGUUUGCCCGCAAGCAGGUGACUGGCUUCAAGAAGGAGUACCAGAAAGUGGGCCAGUCCUUCCGGGGCCUCAGCCAAGCCUUUGAGCUGGAUCAGCAGGCCUUCUCGGUGGGUCUGAACCAGGCCAUCGCCUUCACCGGAGACGCCUACGACGCCAUCGGCGAACUCUUUGCUGAACAGCCCAGGCAGGACCUGGACCCCGUCAUGGACCUGUUAGCGCUGUACCAGGGCCACCUGGCCAACUUCCCAGACAUCAUCCAUGUUCAGAAAGGAGCUCUUACCAAAGUAAAGGAGAGUAGACGGCAUGUGGAGGAGGGGAAGAUGGAGGCGCAGAAAGCUGACGGCAUUCAAGACCGCUGUAACACUAUUUCUUUCGCCACAUUGGCCGAGAUUCAUCACUUCCAUCAAAUCAGAGUACGAGACUUUAAAUCACAGAUGCAGCAUUUUUUACAACAACAAAUAAUAUUUUUCCAAAAAGUGACCCAGAAGUUGGAAGAGGCGCUUCACAAAUACGACAGCGUCUAGUGACUGGCCGCGGACUCUGCGCGUGUCUUCAGGUCGAGGGUAACUUCUACAGCAGAAUAAAACUGCUUUCAAAGAGCUGUUGCCAACUCUAGCUGCUGGUACGAGGAUGGCUUUGCGUUCAACUGAAACCCAGCUGGCUAUGGAAUCACGUAGGAGAGGAGCGGUUAAUAUGGUUAAUGUAGCAGAAACAGUAUCACACUUUGUAACUAAAUUAUACUAUGUAUGCCUACACUACCAUUGUAACUUUUGGAUAAUGAUUAUACUGUUUGCCUUAUUGCUUUUUGAAGUAUGGGUAUAUUAGUGUAUACUUUGUAGACCUCAAACCCCAUGAAGAGUCUCAAAGAAGCUGGCUGGGUAAAAGCCUGCUGUGGAUGCCUUUUUUAGUCUCACAGAUCAAGAUUACCUAAAUUCAACCUAUUCUCUGUUUACAAACUCCACUAGAGCAGCUAUGCGACUUUGUGCCUUUAGACUGGUUGUUUUCAUUUCUGACCCACCUCUGUUGAAGCCCCAGCUCUUCUGAUGGAAAGAAUGAAAGGCCAGUGUGUGCACUGGUGACAACUGAUGAAAACCUCACAUUUCUGGGGGCGGGUGGGAGUGUCAGUGGCCGUCACUUUGCACAGGAAGCUCGGCCCGGUAAGAUGCUGGCAGUUGCCGAGAAGUGAGACGUGAUGCUAUCUUUGGAUGUAAAGUCUCACAGGAGAAAAGGCAGUGCACCAUAUUCCCUUACACAUACAGUACAUGGCCUCUGGACUCGAGGGUCGCGCAGGCCUGAGGAUUUCUGAAAUGCCCUUAGCACGUGGGGAAGGAGGUUUCCCAUCGGGGAUAAAGUAUAGAAACAGUGAAUGACACAUACUCCAUCUUAGUUUUGGGGAGGGUCUCCGUCUGUCGUCUUUUUUUUUUUUUUUUUUUUUUUUUCUUUAAGCUUGAAAUUUUCAAUGUUCAGCUUUUUGUUUUGGUUUUAAAUGGAUCUACACUGUUAACCGAAUGAGACUCCACUGUGAUUCACUCGUUUACUUAAUCAAAAAAUUUCAGGGAUGCCUGUAAAUUUCAGUGUUAUAGUCAAUGAGGAGUGGUGAUGGUUGAUUUAAAGAGGGACCAGAAAUAAUUUCUCCUAUUCCAGUACUGAAGGAAAAAGAAAUACUGAUUUUUACCGUGUUUUUAAAAAAAAUACAUAUUGAUAAAGCCCCCCCUUAGAACAUUUAACCUUAAAAAUUAUUUUAAAUAUAGUCUUUUAUUAUUAGAAGGGAACUACGGAUGACUGAUAAAUACCAAAAAGAUUCACAAGCAGCUUCAUUUAAAAAGCACAAAGAGGUUCUGGCACAGAGUGGCCAAAUCUCAAUGUUUUUUGUAGUUGCUGAGCUAAAUAAUGUGAUUCUUGAGUUUACAGAUGUAAAAGCUGUCACUGGAGCCUGGAGGACCUGCCUCUGCUGUUCCUGUGACGUACACAUAUGCCACCACAAACCUCCUGGUACUGAAAUGGUGACAUGGGGUAACAGAGGCCAACCUCAGGGGGUGAGCCAGUUACCCAGAAGGCUCAGCGUGCAGAAAGGUCAAAAGAGGAGAGGCUAGUGGGACAGUUACUCCACAGCA